CUUCUCUGUUUCUUUCUCCAGGCAUCAUGUCUUCCGGUGGAGAUAAGAAGGCUGCCUCUCAGACCGACGGCAAGGCCGCCCAGACCAAGAAGUCCGACAUGGGCAUGGGCGUGAUGGCCUACAAGAUGUACGUGUUUGACCAGGAGAACUUCCAGGGUCGCAUGAUUGAGAUCAACGCCGAGUGCAUGAAUGUGUGUGAAAUGGGAAUGGACAAAGUUCGCUCUCUGCGUGUGGAGUGCGGCCCCUUCGUGGGCUGGGAACAGAUGAACUUCUGUGGAGAGAUGUACAUCCUGGAGAAGGGUGACUACCCCCGCUGGGACUCCUGGAGCAACUGCCAGAAGAACGACUACCUGCUGUCCUUCAGACCCGUCAGAAUGGACCCCGAGAAGCACAAGAUCUGCUUGUAUGAGGUGGGCGACUUCAAGGGCCGUAAGAUGGAGAUCAUGGACGAUGACGUUCCCAGCCUGUACUCCUACGGCUUCACCGACAGAGUGGGCAGCAUCAUCGUCAGCUGUGGAACCUGGGUGGGCUACCAGUACCCCGGUUACCGUGGCAGCCAGUACCUGCUGGAGAAGGGCGACUACAGACACUUUAACGAGUACGGCGCUCGCUGCCCUCAGAUGCAGUCCAUGAGGCGCAUCCGCGACAUGCAGUGGCACCCACACGGCUGCUACACCAUGGCCAGCAAGUGAGGGCCGGGCCAGGAGCGGAAGAGACGGACCGGAGGAGAAGCAGAGGGGCGCCGGAGGAAGGAGAGGAGGAGAGACGUCUGAGGCCAAACGCGCCUCUCUGACCGGGACGGACCAUACCAAGCUCCUGCACAGAUAAAAAUAGGGGAGAGGGUGCUUAGGGGUGACAGACUCUCAGGCUCACACGGGACAUCCCGCUGUACGUUUCUACUGGAGCCUUUUUAAGCUCCCGGGCCUCUACAUGUCUGUUUGUGGAGCG
Messenger RNA from Colossoma macropomum (tambaqui), 948 nucleotides. It is a transcript of the gene crybb1l1, whose product is annotated as crystallin, beta B1, like 1. Gene Ontology annotation, molecular function: structural constituent of eye lens. Lineage: Eukaryota; Metazoa; Chordata; Actinopteri; Characiformes; Serrasalmidae. Gene Ontology annotation, biological process: visual perception; lens development in camera-type eye. The transcript has 5 exons. The record is from RefSeq and is a predicted model, not a curated record. Bases 27 to 692 code for a protein of 221 amino acids.